AUGCACUCAAAGAAUUUGGCAAUGGGAAUAAUAUUCUUCUCACAAAGUAUAGUUGGAAUUCUGGGAAAUAUAUCUCUUCUUUCUCACUAUUUAGGUCUUUACUAUAAUGAACGUAGACAGAAGCCUGUAGAUUUGAUCCUCACCCAUCUGUUCACUGCCAACUGCUUGAUCAUUCUUUCUAAAGGGGUGCCCCACACAAUGGUAGCUUUUGGGAUGAAACUGUUCUUCAAUGAGUUUGUGUGUGAACUGUUUUUAUAUAUUCAGAGACUUGGCAGAAUCAUGUCCAUGGGAACUACCUGCCUCUUGAGUAUCUAUCAGGCCAUCACAAUCAGUCCCAAGAACUCCUUUUGGAAGAAUCUUGAAUUCAAUUCAUCAAACUACAUUGCCUUCUCUAUUUCCCUUGGCUGGGUCCUAUACACCACUAUAAAUUUCAUUUUCCCUGUGCUUGUGCAUAUCAAAUCGAGUCACAAAAAUACAACAGAGAAAAGAGAUUUUGCAUUUUGCUUCACUUGGGGUCAUGAUGAAAUUGCAGAAUCACUGUACACAGCAUUGUUUGUUUUCCCUGAAUUCUUGUUUUCUGUUAUCAUCAUCUGGUCCAGCGGCUCCAUGAUUGUCAUUCUUUACAGACACAAGCAGAACACUCAACACAUCCGGAGUACUCAACAUUCCCGAAGAACCUCCCCUGAGUUUAGAGCCACCCAGAGCAUCCUCAUUCUGGUGUCCUCUUAUGUAGUUUUUUAUACCCUCUCUUCCAUAUUACAAGGUUUCAUCGCAGUUUUAUAUAGACCCAGUUGGUGGUUGGUAAACAUCACAGCCAUUGUUUCUGUGUGUUUUCCCACUUUGGGUCCUUUUGUUGUGAGUCGUGACUUCAUUGUACUCAAAUUCUGCUUACUUUGUAUAAAUAAUAUUAAAAAAAGAGUAAUUUGUUUAUAG
Molecule: messenger RNA, 933 nt
Organism: Chionomys nivalis (European snow vole)
Lineage: Eukaryota; Metazoa; Chordata; Mammalia; Rodentia; Cricetidae
Product: vomeronasal type-1 receptor 4-like
Exons: 1
Coding region: 1-933 (310 amino acids)
Biological process (GO): G protein-coupled receptor signaling pathway
Cellular component (GO): membrane
Molecular function (GO): pheromone receptor activity
Source: RefSeq, a predicted model, not a curated record